Stomoxys calcitrans (stable fly) is the source of this 2307-nucleotide messenger RNA. RefSeq names its product solute carrier organic anion transporter family member 74D. Gene Ontology annotation, molecular function: protein binding. The transcript has 10 exons. Bases 1 to 2307 code for a protein of 768 amino acids. Lineage: Eukaryota; Metazoa; Arthropoda; Insecta; Diptera; Muscidae. Gene Ontology annotation, cellular component: membrane. Gene Ontology annotation, biological process: sodium-independent organic anion transport; transmembrane transport. The record is from RefSeq and is a predicted model, not a curated record.
AUGGUUAAAACCGAUAUUGAUUUACAAAAUGAAUUGGAAACGAGAAAAAGACUUUUGGAAACUCAAAAAUCCAUCGACGCCGAAGAAUUGAAACGGGUUCUGCAAGAAUUGCCUUUGACCAAGGACACGACGUGUGGUAUUGGAUUUAUAAAAGGAUCAGCGCUACAAAAAUUUGCUAAUCAAACGGCUUAUACGAUUAUUUAUGGCCUGGUCGGUUGUGUCUUUGCCAUGGCAAGUGCAUAUUUCAAUGCCACCAUAUCAACUUUGGAAAAACGCUUUAAAAUUCCCUCACGCAAUACCGGCAUUAUUAUGAUGGGCAAUGAUUUGAGUCAAGUUCUGUGUUCGGCAUUUUUGGGUUAUUAUGCUGGUAGAAAACAUAGACCAAGAUGGAUGGGUUUUGGCCUUACGACUCUGGUCAUCUUUUGUCUGAUGACAGUCGCACCACAUUUUAUCUAUGGCCCCGGAGAUGAUGCUCUUAGUCUGACCAAGGAAUAUGGAGCUAUAUCAGAUACCGAUAUUUCCAUGCAGGACUUGGAAGAACAAAGGCAAAAGAUUCUGUGUCGAGCCGAUGGCACUGGUGUUGAAUGUGAAAAAAGUGAAGGAAGCUUGCCACCUCAGGUAUUAUUAUUUGUAGCGCAAUUCAUUGCUGGUGUAGGAGGAUCUUUGUAUUAUACUCUGGGUGUUUCAUAUAUGGAUGAUAAUACUGAAAAAUCUAAAGCUCCUGCCAUGUUAAGCAUUUCCUAUUUCUUUGGUUUAUUGGGACCUUCGUUGGGCUAUACCUUAGCCUCCAUAUGCCUGCGCAUCUAUAUUGCUCCUCUUUUGACACCGAUAAUAAACAAUCGUGAUUCUCGUUGGCUGGGCGCCUGGUGGAUGGGUUGGAUAAUUAUGGCUUGUGUAAUUUUUUGUUGUAGCCUCCUUAUUUUCCUAUUUCCCAAGGAAUUACCCAUGACAGCAGCCCGUCGAAAAAUUCAAGAUCUGCGAGCUAAAGAGGAAAAUAUGGGCAAAUCAGUGGAGCAUUUAGAGGAAAAAACCUCAUUCUCCGAUAUGUUGCGUACAUUCAAAUUAUUCUUAAGGAACAAAAUUGUUUUGUACAACUCCUCAUCGAAUGUCUUCUAUUUCUUUGGCUAUGUACCAUAUUGGAUAUUUGCAGCGAAAUAUAUUGAAAUUCAGUAUAGACAAUCGGCGGCUACUUCUAGCAUUGUUACCGGCACAGUGGCUUUGGCCUUUUCUGCAAUAGCCAUUCUCCUAUCGGGAGCUAUCAUAUCUAAGUAUAAACCCCGUGCUCGCUAUUUGGCCGCAUGGAAUAUUUUGGUCGAUAUCGUUACCAUGUCUGGUAUGAUUGCCUAUGCUUUUAUUGGCUGUACGGGCAAUGAUACCACUCUGAUUAGCAAUUCUUAUGAUAGUGUCUUAAGUACCUCGAUGAGUUGCAAUAGCAUUUGUCACUGUGACUAUGUGCGUUAUAUGCCAGUAUGUGGGGAGGAUCAAAUCACUUAUAUAUCGCCAUGCCAUGCUGGGUGCAAAAGGGAACAUAUGGAUGCGAGUGGUUUAAAGAGAUACUACGAUUGCUCUUGCAUAGCCAGCGCUUCAAAUGAGACCCUAACAAAGAAUCCACUUUUUAACCGACUCACUGCAAUGGAUAUCAAUGACUCUGGCCUAAACGAGACCAGUCUUUCUCUGGGUAUUGGAGGUCAAGCUAUGUCCGGCGCCUGUCCCGUCAAAUGUUCACAACAAUUCAUAACAUUCUUGGCUGUGAUGUGUAUCAUUAAAUUCUUUGCUGCCACUGGAAGGGCUUCGAAUCUUUUGAUAACAAUGCGUUCAGUAUCACCGAAGGAUAAAUCCGCACUUAUGGGCUUCGGAAUGAUGUUCAUAUCGUUGGUGUGCUUUGUACCAGCGCCCAUAUUUUAUGGUUGGAUUUUCGAUAAAAACUGUUUGGUGUGGGGUAAAACAUGUAGCAAUAAAGGUAACUGUUGGCUGUACGAUGCAACGGGGUUAAGGUUAACCUUAAAUUUGGUGGCAGCCUUUUUUGUUGGCAUUAGCACAUUUUGCAAUGCCGGUGUGUGGUAUCAUGUUAAGGAUCUGAAAGUAUUUGAUGAUGAAGAUGAUAAGGUCAAAGAAUUGCAGAUCUUGGCUAGAAACAAAAGUCAAAAUGGUACGAAGAAUGAUUCACAGAAUGAUUUCAAGGCGAAUAGUCACAAAUUUUCAAUAUCAAUAGUUUCGAUAGUUCCCGCCAUUUAUGGAGCAUCGCAUAUCUUUAUAAAUAAUCUCAUAAUGUGUUAUCAAUAUGCGUACGCUGAAGUGAUAAACUAA